ACCCUAAUAGAUUGCGCGGGCCACCUCCGGAUCCACCUCCAGCCAUGACUGUGGUUACGGACACGAACCGCGCCCCCGUCAUCGGAAUUCUGGCAUGGUUCUUCAUGGUCAUCGCUGUGCUCUCCGGGGGAACACGGCUUCUGAUCAAAUAUGUCAUCGUCAGGAAGCUGACGAUGGACGACUACCUGAUCUCGGUGGCUCUGGUCUUCUCGGUGCUACAGGCAGCAUGUGUCGCAAAUGCAGCCGGCAAUGGGUACGGUCAAGAGCAACAAGCUUCAUCGCAGCAUCAGCAGGCAGUGGCUUUGAAGUCAAUAUAUGCGGCGGAAUUGCUCUACAUCCCCUGCAUCACAUUCGCUAAGCUGAGCUCUCUGGCAUUCAUGACAUUCCUGAUGCAACGAACCCGCAAAGUGGAAUGGGGACUGAUUGCCUUCAUCGCCACAUGGGCCGUGACUUGCGAAUUUGCGGUCGCGUUCCAGUGUGGCCUGCCCCAACCGUGGAACUGGCUCAGGCAGACAUGCUUCAACCGUGCGGCAUGGUGGUACUACUUCGGAAUCACCAACAUCCUCACCGAAUGCGCUCUGAUGGUCUUCCCCAUUCUGGUCGUCUCCAAGAUCCAGAUGGCGGAUACGAAGAAGGCGGUGGUGAUCGGGUGUUUCGCUACUCGUAUCUUAGUCGUAGUCGCUAUCGUGAUGGAGCUGGUGUAUCGAGGCCGCAUGCAAGAAGAUCCGGAUGAGCCCCUGCUCGAGAUCUGGAAGGUCGCCGUCUGCAUGCAGCUGGUCCAGUGUCUGGCCAUCAUCGUCUCUUGCAUCCCUCACCUCAAGCCUUUCAUGGAUGGACUACAGUCCACCGGGCUACGACUCUAUCAUCUACCGGGGCAGAGUUCGACGCACGAACAAUAUGGGUACGGGUCGGGGAAGAAGAAACGGAGCGGCACGGCGCAUGAGCUGAACCAACUGCACGGGUCGGCUCACGACACGACCAUUCUUGCAGAACAGCGGGAGCGCGACUGGGACGACGCGCAUAGCCAGACCAGUCAGAGUCAUAUCAUCCGUCAGACGAUGACCUGGGCCGUGGAGGAGCAUUACGAUCCCAAUGCAGCCACCGAGUCGAUCACCACUGAUGGAGGGUCGAAUCGCAGUCAACCAGUGCGCUAGUGUGGAUGGCUGGCAUUGGCGGGGCCGGGGAGAGGGAGGGCCAUCAUGGCUUCAAUCUUUGACAGUAGCUUAGUAGAGCUUAUCAGAAUAAGGAAAAGUGAGACAUGAUGGGGCUGUGGGACUUAGCUUGGUAGCAAACGACUACGCGUCGGCCCAAUGUGAAUUCUCCACACUUGAUGUAUUAGUUCCCCUGCUAGUGGAAGAUAGCUCCGAG
Molecule: messenger RNA, 1368 nt
Organism: Aspergillus fijiensis CBS 313.89
Lineage: Eukaryota; Fungi; Ascomycota; Eurotiomycetes; Eurotiales; Aspergillaceae
Exons: 6
Coding region: 45-1154 (369 amino acids)
Source: RefSeq, a predicted model, not a curated record